Mauremys reevesii (Reeves's turtle) is the source of this 1923-nucleotide messenger RNA. RefSeq names its product gastrulation brain homeobox 1 (gene GBX1). The transcript has 2 exons. Lineage: Eukaryota; Metazoa; Chordata; Testudines; Geoemydidae. Gene Ontology annotation, biological process: regulation of nervous system development; regulation of transcription by RNA polymerase II. Gene Ontology annotation, molecular function: RNA polymerase II transcription regulatory region sequence-specific DNA binding; DNA-binding transcription factor activity, RNA polymerase II-specific. The record is from RefSeq and is a predicted model, not a curated record. Gene Ontology annotation, cellular component: nucleus. Bases 640 to 1620 code for a protein of 326 amino acids.
UUGUGCGGCUCCCUUGUGCUCCGGCCUCAGUAAUUACCGAUCAUCAAUCAGUGUUAAUCACAGCUGAUUAGGCGGGAGGGGGGCGGUGCCUUCCCAGGCCGGGCGCGCCGGGGGCCGGUCCCUGCCCCUCGAGCGGCUAAGGGGGAACUCAGGCGUGGCGUGAGGAAGAUGGAUGAGUCCGGAGGGCGACACCCCGCCCCCGCCCCCCCGCGCUGAGCCGGGCUGCGGGGAGCCUCGGAGCGCGCCGCCACUCCAGCCCUCGAAGGCGGCGGGCAGGCAGCGCUGCCGGGGCUCCGGGGCAGGGCUGCGGCGCAGGAGCCCGCAGGACCGAGGAAGGGACCCAGGGACCGCGCAGCGCAGAGGGGGAGUCCCGCGCAGCGUAGAGGAGGAGCCCGGCGGAGCACCCCGCGCAGCCCAGAGCCGGGACACGGCGCGCCCCGCGCAGAGGGGGAGCCCGACGGACUCAGAGCCGGGACACCGCGCAGAGGUUGGACGCCCCGCGCAGGGGGAGCCCGCAGCGCAGAGGCUGGGCACCGCGCGCCCGGGAGCAGCCGGGUGGCCCGGCAAGUUGGCGGCGGCUGGAACCCGUGGGGAGGUGGGGGCGCAGCCAGCCCGGGAGGCGCUCCGCGCCCGCUCGCCAUGCAGAGACCCAGCGGCCAAGGGGCCGCCUUCUCCAUCGACUCGCUGAUCGGGACCCCGCCGCCGCGCUCCGGCCACCUGCUCUACACCGGCUACCCCAUGUUCAUGCCCUACCGGCCGCUGGUGCUGCCUCAGGCGCUGUCCCACGCGCCCCUGCAGUCCGGCCUCCCCCCGCUCGCCCCGCUGGCCUCCUUCGCCGGCCGCCUCACCAACACCUUCUGCGCCAGCCUGGGGCAGGGGGUGCCCUCCAUGGUGGCGCUCACUACCGCGCUGCCCAACUUCAGCGAGCCCCCCGACGGCUUCUACCCGGCGCAGGAGCUGCCGGCUGCGCGCACCAACCCGGAGCCGGGCUGCAGGCGGAGCGCAGAGAGCUUGGAGGCGGAGGAGCUGCCCCCGGCCCGGGACAAGGGGCCGCCUGAGCCGCCGCUACACUUCCCGGACCCUUUCCCCAGCCUGGCAGAUGGCAAGGCGUACAGCUCCGAUGAAGAGAAGCUGGAGGUGAAAUCGGCAGAGACCCCAUGCAGUGAGAGGGAAGAGGAGAGCUCGGCGCCUGACAGCGAGGACGAGAGCUUCCUGGAUGGGAGCAGCGCCAGCUGCCUGGGGCCCAAGGCCAAGGCCAAGAGCAGCUCCGGCGGGGAGCAGGCACCCCCCGGCUCCAACCCAGGGAAGAGCCGCCGGAGGCGCACGGCCUUCACCAGCGAGCAGCUGCUGGAGCUGGAGAAGGAAUUCCACUGCAAGAAGUACCUGAGCCUGACGGAGCGCUCGCAGAUCGCCCACGCCCUCAAGCUCAGCGAGGUGCAGGUCAAGAUCUGGUUCCAGAACCGCCGCGCCAAGUGGAAACGCAUCAAAGCCGGCAACGUCAACAACCGCUCCGGUGAGCCCGUCCGCAACCCCAAGAUCGUGGUGCCCAUCCCAGUGCACGUCAACAGGUUCGCCGUGCGCAGCCAGCACCAGCAGAUAGAGCAGGGCAGCCGGCCCUGAGCCCUGCCACACGCUCCGGGCUCCAGCUCAGAAACUCUGUGGGAGGAAAACGCCAAAUGCCCCUGGCUGCAAACUAGCAGGCACAUGCCAUGGCUGGCAGAGGGGCCUGCCUUGCAUGGCCGAGCAGGCCCAGGGCUGCCCCAAGCUCCCAUUCCGGAUGCUGCAGCAAAGGGAGAUGCUCCAGUGCAGACCCGUGGGGCGGUGCUGCAGGGGGAGUUUUAACCAUUUGUGCUCCAGCCGCUGCUCACAAACCUCUCUGUAAAUAUCCCUUAUUUAUUCUGUGUAAAGUCUGUACAUAUGGAA